This is a messenger RNA of Alexandromys fortis (reed vole), 2297 nucleotides long. RefSeq names its product cation channel sperm associated auxiliary subunit delta (gene Catsperd). Lineage: Eukaryota; Metazoa; Chordata; Mammalia; Rodentia; Cricetidae. Gene Ontology annotation, cellular component: sperm principal piece; CatSper complex. Gene Ontology annotation, biological process: sperm capacitation; flagellated sperm motility. The record is from RefSeq and is a predicted model, not a curated record. Bases 6 to 2204 code for a protein of 732 amino acids. The transcript has 19 exons.
UAACCAUGGACAACUUUGAGAGCAGCCUCCCGCCACUUGCCAUUCCAGGGCAUUUAACGACAGGAUUGCCAUCGGUUACCAGCGCAUUCUUUGCUCCUGGUUCAAUCCUACUGUUCGUGGUGAAUAGGAAAGUCUUCAUUUACAAUUACCGUGCGGACAGCUGGAGUGAUACUCAAGGUGUAAAAACUCCUGUCUCACAUAUUAGUGGCGACAGUUGUUGUUAUAAUACCAGAUUUUGCCUGGAACUAGCAAAUAGGAUUUUUGUGUAUUCCCGUGGCGGCUCGCUGCCUGAGACCGAAAUAUACUUCUCUGACAACGGAGGAUUCUCGUUCCAGGACAUGAACAGUGACAUUCUGAAAAGGUUUACGGGAACAUUAGGAGGCAUAUUCUACCUCAAUUCCCUGUCUCAGGUGGGGAUACUCGUGGUUAAAGACAAAAAGGGUACAUUUUACUACCUGGAGCACCCCCUGAACAACAGUGAAGGGAUACCUUUUAAGUACAAUGAAUAUCUUGACGUCAUCAUCAAGCCAGGCCAGACGGGUUUUCUGUUCCUCUAUGGUCAGUUAAGUCUGAUGGUGUCCCCCAAUGCAGGCCAGAUCAUGCAGGCCGUAGAGCUGUGGAAAGGAAAGAGACUUCUCUUCACCGAUAUCUCCUCCUCCGGUGGCUUCACCGUCCACAGCGUUGCCUCGAAUAUUUUCGAGUUGGCGGUGUUCACACACAGCAAUCAGCUGUACUACGGAAGUCAGAGUUACCUGAAAACCUCCGUGAUCCAACUGCCGAAUCCACCUUCCUGGAAUUCACUAAUGGGCCUCUCCUUCACGGACACUGGCAUGCUGGAGUUUCUCACGCCAGUGCAGGACCCAAAGGGCGCAGCCUUUGACUUCGAGAAGUGCACUGUGAACGUGCAGGCCGUUCUCAUGAACCCCAAGUUGGAUAUUGAGCCGUGUAAUGUGGAGGUUCUAGAAAGCACCAUGGUAAAUAAAAUGUUCACAAUAGACAUGAACACCAAGCUGGAUCUGUCCGCCCUCAUGAUACCCCGGCGGGGAAAGACCCCCAUACCACUGGUGAUGGUCAGCAACCCUCACUCCCUGGGCUUCGAAGCACACACCAGUGAAUUUGGCAACACGUUCGACGGCAACAUUAAGCACAAAUUGGAAAUUGAACUCCGACAGCAGCACCACUGGGAAAACGCGGACAUUAACUUCACCUCCAGCAUCAAGCAUCACAGCGUCUCCUCCUUGACCGUGGACAUAGCUGACAAGACACUGGCGUGUGUGGACCUGAAGCCCCUGACCACACUCAUUUCAAUUGGCUGUGACCAGUCCAAGAGGAUUAUUGUGCAGAACAAAAUCUCUGCUUGCUCCAUGGGAAUCCUCGACCCGGUGGAGCUGCAGGACAACUACACUUACAUCAUUGAGAAGGAAGCGUACAAACCAGUGAGCCACGAGGCGGAGGCCCAGGCUGACCUGCUCGUGUACUACCAGUACAAGGAGCUGGGCUGCCCUCGCCUGGUCUACUACGACAAGCCGUGGAAGCCCGUGGUGGAACUGUGGAAGGAUGAGGAUCUAGAAGAAAUAAUGAACGCUGAGUAUGUGAUCAGUGAGGUCAAUGGGAUAAUGACCUAUUCAUACUCCCUGACGGCCGCCACUGCCAACUGCCGGUCACAGCCUCAGAACUGGAGCGCCAUUCGGGCACAGUGGGACAAGCACACAGGUCAUCCAUCCCUCUGGAACAGAGAGAACUAUGUCAGCUGUCACGACAACAACGAUGACAAGCCCCUGCUGUGGCCAGAGGUCGAGUAUCAGAUCUUAGGUGGCCGGACAGACAAUAAGGUUAUUUUUGGUCAAAGAAAUGGAAUCUACAUCUUUCUUCUCACGGUGGUGGAUCCAUACUACAGCUACUGCAGCCUAAACACCAUAUUCAGCGUGUACGUGUACGGGGCCUUACCCAUGGCGAUGUUCCAGCCGGUGCUCAGCAUCAUGCUGCUGGUGGUUACAACGCUACUGAGCAUAUGGCUAGCCUACGCCAUCCCCAAGGAGCUGAGCACUGAGAGGGGCCAGCGCUUCAAGAACUUCUGGUCCUGGCUGUUCCAUGGCUGCUUUAAGAUCUGCAACUGUUUCUGGCUGUGGGACAGACUGAGACAGUGCCUGCGCUCCAGGAAGGUGAAGGACCAGCCAGGGGGACUCCCAAGCCAGGCAAGAUAGACAGACGUUGAGAGACAGCCAAACACAUAGGGGCUGCAGGGAGGGACCUCUGACCUCCAUGUAUGUACAUAUUGUCUCCUGCCCCAAUAAACU